AUUCCCAUUGUUAUCAAAGCUAAUCCUUUCAAUUCAAAAGAAAACAUGGGAGGCUGUGCGAGCAAACCUAAGGAAUCUGACAUCGUCGAAGGCUCUGUCCCGACAGACAAUGUUGUUGUUGAGUCCAAGGAUGUCACGACCGAGACAGAUACCACAUUAACUCAGGAGAAGAAGGAAGAGUCUAGCGAAGAGGUAAAGAAGGAAGAGUCUAUCGAAGAGGUAAAGAAGGAAGAGUCUAGUGAAGAGGCAAAGAAGGAAGAGUCUAGCGAAGAGGCAAAGAAGGAAGAGUCUAUCGAAGAGGUAAAGAAGGAAGAGUCUAGUGAAGAGGCAAAGAAGGAAGAGUCUAGCGAAGAGGCAAAGAAGGAAGGCGAGACAAAAGAGGAGGACCCCUUUGAGGAAACCAAGGCCGAGCCAGCUCCAGAAGCUGUGAAGGCAGAUGAGAAAGCUCCUUCUGAGACUGAGCCACCAACACAAGAGACCGCACCUGUCAAAACCGACGACGCGCCUCUUGUGAUUCUUUGA
This is a messenger RNA of Thlaspi arvense, 522 nucleotides long. Lineage: Eukaryota; Viridiplantae; Streptophyta; Magnoliopsida; Brassicales; Brassicaceae. The record is from the annotation of a GenBank genome assembly.